AUGGAGGAUGAGGAAGGCUACUUGGCGCUUAACAUUCAAGCCAGAAAACAGCAAAAUCCAAUCUCUGUGUCUCGGGAAUCAGAUCGUCCGCUGAGAUACCGUUGUUAUCGUUGGAUCAUUACUGGGGCUGGAUGUGUUGUGAUCAGCCUAUUAGUAGGAGGUGUGAUAGCAUUGCGUAUCUGUGCUUUUCAGAGAAGACACUACAAGCAGGCUUUUGAUUCUCGGGAGACCAGCAAUGAAACAGAAAUUAAGCACAGAUUGGAGAAUGUUGUCUCUCGCUUGCAGGCAUUUUUGUGUAAACAAGUCCCGGUUAACUCAACAGAAAGAUUCAGAUGUCCCUUGUGUCCUGGAAACUGGUCUUAUCAUGAUGGCAAAUGCUACUGGAUUUCCAAAGAACUGGGGACCUGGGACAAAAGCCAGGAAGACUGCAGAGCCAGAGGCGCUCAAAUGCUGGUGCUGAAGGAACAAGAAGAAAUGGUAGGUCAAGGUUUGGGUUGGGAAGGCCAAGGGAGCAAUGAAGAUGGAGGGAAAGAGAGCUGA
This is a messenger RNA of Thamnophis elegans (Western terrestrial garter snake), 540 nucleotides long. RefSeq names its product C-type lectin domain family 1 member B-like. The transcript is spliced from 4 exons. Lineage: Eukaryota; Metazoa; Chordata; Lepidosauria; Squamata; Natricidae. The coding region runs from base 1 to 540 and encodes 179 amino acids. The record is from RefSeq and is a predicted model, not a curated record.